CCCUUGCAAACACGUGUUCGGCGCACCGUGUUUUUCUGUUGCAACGCUGAACAUUUCAGCAGGUAAAAUAAACUAAAUAUUAUCCAUAAAAUGGCUAAAAGUCUCCGCAGCAAAUGGAAGCGCAAGAUGCGGGCAGAGAAGAGGAAGAAAAAUGCUCCCAAGGAGCUGGCUCGCCUCAAACAGGCCCUGAGUCUGGACAAGAAAGGAGAAGCAGACAUGACCGACUUGCAGGAUAUCGCCACAGUGGUGCCAGCGGAAAAGAUUACCAAGCAGACAGAUUCUGAAACGGCAGAGGGUGAAGAGGGGAAGAUGGACAUGGAAGAAAAGCGCAACAAGACAACUCUGCUGAACGAACAUGGACAGUAUCCUGUUUGGAUGAGCCAACGGCAGGCCAAGAAAAUGAAAGGCAAACGAAUGGCAAAGAAAAGUGGGAAAGGCAAGAAGAAGAAGGGAGUUGCUUGGUAAAAGAGAGGAAAACUAAACACCCAUACUUUAUUUUGAAGACUGGAUGCAGAAUCACUGCAUCAAAGCAUCAACUCUCUGUUGUUGAACUUUCCUCUGAGGAUUGUGAGACUCGUGGCCGUUACCACAGAGCUGGAAAUUGUAAACUGGACAGACCUUCAUCAGAGAAUAGAGUUUGUUCUCAUGGAGUGAGAGCUUCAUUUCUAUUUUGGAACAAGUCUCUUGUGUAAGAUGUGUAGGAGGUGCCUGAAUUAACAGUUCCACAGAAGACGUGGGGUUCCAGUCUUUUCCACUUCGAGGGCCGAAGAACAUAACCUCCUAUCUGAAAAUUUCACUUUUUUGGGAAAACACAAAAAACUGUGUUCUUUUCUUGUAGAAUGCUAUUUUUUAAGGAUACCCCUAAACAUUUCACUGUUUUGGGACUAUAUUACUAUAUUAUGUGUUAAUGAUACCAACCAGGUACUGUUUUUGUGUUUUCCCAAAAAAGUGAAAUGUUCAGAUAGGAGGUUGUUUUUCGGCCCUCGACUUGUUUUUUUUUUUAAGGUAUCAU
This is a messenger RNA of Cololabis saira (Pacific saury), 1012 nucleotides long. RefSeq names its product LLP homolog, long-term synaptic facilitation factor (gene llph). Gene Ontology annotation, biological process: dendrite extension. The record is from RefSeq and is a predicted model, not a curated record. The transcript has 3 exons. Gene Ontology annotation, cellular component: nucleolus. NCBI's taxonomy places the organism in Eukaryota, Metazoa, Chordata, Actinopteri, Beloniformes, Belonidae. The coding region runs from base 91 to 465 and encodes 124 amino acids. Gene Ontology annotation, molecular function: RNA binding.